GGCAUCUUGGGGAGUCUUCAAUGUUACCAAUAAAAAUGAACCUCCCUUUGUAAAAAUACCGGCAUCGUCGUCCGGAAGGGCGCGCCGCUAGGAUGAAUUGUUACCGCAUACGGGGCUAGUGGAAGCUAAAAGUCGGUAAGAAUCUGACGACGCUCCACUCGGUACCCUCCUUCACCGGAGGUCCAACAAAAUGAUAAAAUGAUAAACUUGAACCAAGAUCAAAUAUUGUUCGACUUGUGAUUGUUAUCUUUUCCUUGCCGAAAUUACCCUUUUUACUGGUAAAAUCAUCCCUUUACCUAGGUAGCAACCUCGAUUCGUGUUAAAGACUUCUAUAUGGCAAGCCGUGAUAUAGAGUUGGAGUCCAUCGUCCAUCCGACGCCAAGGAUCGGAAUCCCCACGACUUCAGCAGAUAAUGGCCGGGACUCUGAGCAAGGAAGCCCACCACCCGACGGAGAUAGACAGGAAUUCUCCUUGCCCCCUGUCGACGGCGGCAAAGACGCAUGGCUUUUCUUAGCCGCUUGCUGGGCAAUCGAAGCGUUGGUCUGGGGCUUCCCAUUUGCCUUUGGAGUCUUUCAAGACUAUUAUACUACCAAUGAACCCUUUGCAGGGUCGCCCAACGUGGCCGUGAUUGGAACUUGUUCCAUGGGUAUCAUGUACCUAACGGCACCAAUUAUCAUGGGUCUAUGUCGUCUCUUUGGCAAAUGGGCUCGAUGGACGUCUCUACUCGGGCUAUUUAUCAUGUGCCUCUCGCUUGCCUUGAGUUCGUUUUCCACGACUGUCCCACAUCUUAUCGCUACCCAAGGUAUCUUUUAUGCUGUUGGUGGUGGUAUCGCCUACUGCCCCUGUAUCGUGUAUAUGGAUGAGUGGUUUGUGCAGCGUAAAGGCUUAGCCUACGGCAUCAUGUGGUCCGGAACGGGUAUCGCCGGAGUAGUGCUACCUCUCUUCUUAGAAUGGCUUCUGCACUCUUUCGGGUUCAGGACGACGCUCCGACUGUGGGCCGGGGUAUUGUUUGUCUUAACGGCUCCCCUAGCCUUUUACAUCAAGCCACGCUUACCUUACUCGGCCUCGAGCCACAUCAAACCCUUCAACCUAAAGAUGUUUGCGAUGUCCACAUUUUGGCUGUACCAACUCGCAAACGUCGUGGAAGCCACAGGGUUCUUCUUGCCAGGGAUUUAUCUUCCGGCUUAUGCUCGCAGCGCCUUUGGCGCCGCAUCAUACAGUUCAGCCACCACCGUUCUUCUGGUCAAUGUCGCUUCUGUGUUUGGGUGCGUGGCUAUGGGCUGGUUCAUUGACCGAUUACAUGUCACCACCUGUAUACUGCUAUCAACGAUCGGCGCAACAGUCGGGGCUUUGGUUAUAUGGGGGUUGUCGCCAUCUCUCCCACUAUUAUACUUCUUCUGUGUUAUGUACGGCUUGUUUGCUGGAAGUUAUAGUUCUGCAUGGCCUGGCAUCAUGACCGAUGUGGUUCGAAAGGCAGAAGCAUCAGGACAGGGCUACAUCGACCCUAGCGCGGUGUUUGGGUGGCUUGCUGCGGGUCGAGGUAUUGGUAAUGUGAUCUCGGGUCCGUUGAGUGGCACUCUGGUACAAACCCUAUCAUGGAAAGGAGACACUGCAGCAUACGGCUAUGGGAGUGGUUAUGGCAGCCUCAUCAUAUUUACCGGUGUGACAGCUUUGCUAGGGGGCGCGAGCUUCCUCUGGAGACGAAUGGGCAUUUUGUGAAGUUGGCCAAUGUCUUGACAGACGAAAUAUAUUAAACGGGUACAACCUUUUUCAUAUGCAAAGCACCUUGUAGGGCAAUAGGGCGUUAUUUUGUGCAGGGUUGAUGUUUGACAAGAAAAGGAAAGGAAAUAAAAAGCAAGAAUAGUCGGUAUCUAGGUUAGGGUAGGACCGGUAGGUAUUUACAAAGAGCCUGAUACACCAUGUAUAUGUGCUUAUUGAUAAGAUAUUACUAGUACUAGGUAGUACAUGUAGUACUGUAGUACUGUAGUACCUAGGUUAGAGUAUCAAACUUUACAUAAUAUCACCGGAAUCACUGGAA
Molecule: messenger RNA, 2038 nt
Organism: Hypoxylon fragiforme
Lineage: Eukaryota; Fungi; Ascomycota; Sordariomycetes; Xylariales; Hypoxylaceae
Product: MFS general substrate transporter
Exons: 3
Coding region: 334-1719 (461 amino acids)
Biological process (GO): transmembrane transport
Cellular component (GO): fungal-type vacuole membrane
Molecular function (GO): transmembrane transporter activity
Source: RefSeq, a predicted model, not a curated record